AUGGUGCCCGCACGACAUAGCGCACAUGAUGCCAAAGCGGUUUUUAACUCAAAGGAAGAAGACCUGUUUUAUUUAUUAAAAAAUCGCAGUACGACAGAGGAUCAUAGGAAAAGGGUGAAGAUUAAAUCCUUGGAUGUGCUGAUCCAAGGGUUCCUGCGCGACGAAAGGGGCAUUUUCGAGAAAUACAGGUCAUGCGAAUUGGAUAGCCAAAAUGGAGAGGAUUACACAGAGGAUUGCCCAACGGGUGAACCUAGCAAGGACAACCCAGAGGACGAACGGAACAAAAAAGUGGGCACCCAAAAGGAGAGGAAACCGCCUCCCAUCCACUACAACGAUGAAUACAACGACCUCCUAUUCUUGUCCAGGAAAGACAUGGACAGCGAGCGCGUCCACUUGAAAAAAAUCCAAAAUGCAACCACCGAAGUGUGCAACAGCUUAAAAUUUUACAAGGCAGAAAAUCAUGACACGUAUAAAUUUAGGCCAACAAAUAUAGACACAGACAUUAUAAAAAUAAAACACGAUUUAGAAAUACUCCAAUAUAGCGACUACACAAAUUGCCCCGGUAAUGAUAUCGAAAAGAAGGCCUUACGAAUGGUACAAGAAAAAUGUAAAAAAAUUGUCCAAGGACUAAAUUUUAACUACGAUUCGGUGGAUGUAAGUGAAGUUAUCGAUAUUUUAAAUGUCAUCACCACUCCAGAUUUUGAUGAAAGGAUAGACAAAUGCAAGUACUUGAAAUUAUUCUUAAAUAAAUAUCAUUAUGUGUAUCCGUAUGAGGAUAUUCCUCGCUUGAGAAAAAUUAGAAAAUACAUGAGAAGGAAGCAUUUGACACGAGGAGAUUUCUACAUCGACCAUAAUGACAUUUCGAAAUUUUACUUAAAAACUAAUUUGGAGAAAAUUAUCAAAAAUGAAGAAUUCAUAAAUAAUAUGCUAAAUUUGCAUAUAGACAAUGGGAAGUUUUGGGUUCAGAUUGUGCACAACAUAUGGAUUCCUCUGGCCAUGGAAAUUUUCAACACCACGCGUAAUUCGUUUUAUUCCUACCUAAUGAAUUAUGAGAGUGAUGCGUCUGUGUUGGAUCAGUAUGUCUAUUCCCGUGAAAACGGGAAGUUUUACAAGUUCAGCCACUACAUUUUUACGGGCGCCCUGUUCAGCGGAGUGCCCAGCAUCUACCGACUGCUCAUGCGCCUCCACGCGUAUAAGUACAGCGAACUUCGAAUUAACAUGAUGCUGGAAAAAAAUAGCCACAACAUUUACGACGACAUGGUCAUAUCGAGCCUCAACUACCACAUUGACGUCAUAAGGAACUUGUUCCCCUUCUUUAAGGAGUACAUAAAUAUCGACAUGGAAAAAAUCGUCGAGAGCUUUUUCGAUUCGGCUUUUUUCGACCUAAUUAUGAAUUCGCUAAGAAAAGAAAAUAUCGAAAAGGUAACGGUCAGCCAAAAGUACUUAACAUUUAUCAACUCAUUUUUCUUAAUGAUAACAGAAUUCCUAUACGGAGUAUCCAAUAAAAAUUGCCUGGAGAGAAUAAACGAAAAUCAGAUAAAACUGCUAGACAUAUUGAAGGAAAUUUUCUAUGAUGACAUGAACAUACUCAUAGGGAGAGACGUUCUUCUUUUCGUCGCAGAUUUAUUGUGUCUAUACAAACUAAGAUCAAUUUAUAUAAAAAAAAAAUAUUGCGAUCAUAUACUACAAAUGACCGAAAUUAUUAAAAAUGCGUAUUACCAUAAAAGCUCUCUAACAAAUGAAAAUACAUGGAAACAGGUGUACGUAAUAGCUGUUAAAAUUCAUCAUUUUGUUUCUUGUGCACUCCAAAGACAGCAAACAGUAAAGGAUAACAUUAUGUUGCAAGAAUUGACAAUAGUGAACAGAUACUACUUGAAUAAUUUAAAACAGGAAAACUCCAUAGGAGAAUUUUAUUUUUUAAAAAAUAUAAAUUAUGGUAUUUACUGCUGGAAUUCUGUAUGCAAUAAAUAUCUCAAUGUUCACCAUUUUGAACAUAACAAAAAUAAUUUUGAUUAUUGCCCUGGUUGUUACAUUGCUACUUACUGCUCAGAAAAAUGUAGAUUAACUCACUUAUUAUCGUCGCACCAUAAUGUCUGCGUUUAUUUUAAAACUGUUCCUUCGUUCCUCAAGUAUAAUGACCUUGAAGAUGACCCUUCCUUCCAGCAAAUGAAGUACUUAAACAUAUUUCAGCACAUUGCCACUUUCGACCGGGGCAAUGACACGUACCAGAUUAUCUACUGA
Messenger RNA from Plasmodium knowlesi strain H, 2241 nucleotides. Its product is annotated as conserved protein, unknown function. The record is from RefSeq and is a predicted model, not a curated record. Bases 1 to 2241 code for a protein of 746 amino acids. NCBI's taxonomy places the organism in Eukaryota, Apicomplexa, Aconoidasida, Haemosporida, Plasmodiidae. The transcript has 2 exons.